AAUAUUAUCUGCAAAGUGCAAAUCAAUAAAACAUUUAAUUGUUGUUACUGAAUAAGUGAUUUUUGGCGAUAAUGUUACAAUUUUAAAGGUAAAUGCAUUGUUUUUAUCUUUUCAUUAAGAAAACACGGAAACGUAGCAGUGAACAGCAGUAAAAAAUCCCAUUUGGACGUGGAAGGACCCAAUGAAAACAACAUCACAAAUUUAUGCCAAACAAAAUUCAGUUGUUUAAAAAAAUUCUUCGAGUCACAAAACUUUUAAAUCCCUACCUGCCGCAGAAAACAAAAUUUCCACAGCAAAUGGAAGUUGGCAUUAACAACGGGACACAAUUCCCAAUACAAAAAUUGGAUUUGAAACAAUACAACAACAGCUGUGAUGAGAUAUCGGAAAAGGUGCACGACAAAGUCAAUAACCUAGUGGAGUUACUCCAUGAAGUAUUUCAAUUGUAUAAACCCAAUGAGGUGAUGCUCUCCUUCAAUGGUGGCAAAGAUUGCACAGUGGUCCUACAUCUGCUGCACAAUUUCUAUCAAGCCAAUCCCUGUCUGCAACACAUACGCAUACCCACACUAUAUAUUACCGAUCCGGAUGCCUUUGAAGAAGUCGAUGAAUUUGUGGAGGAAUGUGAAAAACUAUUUAGCAUAGAUGUGAUAAGAAAACCAGGACCAAUUAAAAAGGCCCUGGAAGAGAUAUGCAUAGAAAGGCCCCACAUCAAAGCAGUAUUUAUGGGUUGCCGGAGAACCGAUCCAUAUUGUGAAAACCUAAAAACCAUGCAGCCCACAGAUGCCGGUUGGCCGCCACUGAUGCGCAUAAAUCCCAUUUUGGAUUGGCGAUGUCGUGAUGUCUGGCAGUAUUUGUAUCUGUACAAGGUGCCCUAUUGUAAUCUAUAUCAAAAAGGCUACACCUCGAUAGGCAAUAAGAAGAACACAGUACCCAAUCCAUAUUUACGUGUUGUCGACGAAACAACUGGGGCAAUUGUGAGUUAUCGGCCGGGCCAUGAACUUAUCGAUAAUGAUGAUUUAGAACGCGCUGGCCGCUUUAAGCCACCCAAGGAGAAUACAAAUGUCAAUUCUGCCGCAAAAUAGUAUUUCCUCUCUAAAAAGAAAAAAAAGUAGAAAAAUACUUCGUUAUAAACGAAUUUAAAAAAACAACAAAACUACUUGUAAUUUUUACUUAAAUUAUAAAUUGUACAAAUUUA
Molecule: messenger RNA, 1192 nt
Organism: Musca domestica (house fly)
Lineage: Eukaryota; Metazoa; Arthropoda; Insecta; Diptera; Muscidae
Gene: Flad1
Product: FAD synthase
Exons: 4
Coding region: 204-1079 (291 amino acids)
Biological process (GO): FAD biosynthetic process
Molecular function (GO): FMN adenylyltransferase activity
Source: RefSeq, a predicted model, not a curated record